Bipolaris sorokiniana ND90Pr is the source of this 1185-nucleotide messenger RNA. RefSeq lists its product as uncharacterized. The transcript is spliced from 4 exons. NCBI's taxonomy places the organism in Eukaryota, Fungi, Ascomycota, Dothideomycetes, Pleosporales, Pleosporaceae. The coding region runs from base 20 to 955 and encodes 311 amino acids. The record is from RefSeq and is a predicted model, not a curated record.
AGUCACUGUUGGUCAAAACAUGCCGUUGUCAGGCUCUGCAUCGGCUUUGCCGUCCUUUCGGAAACAGCAUCUCCUCGUCGAGUUCUCGCGCCUUCGCUAUGCCCAACUUGAUGGCGUUUUCCUGAGCAUCACGCCUGGCGACCCAUCACUGUGGGUCGGUGUGAUCUUCGUGCGAAAAGGACCAUAUGCGCCUGCAGUCUUACGCUUCCAAAUCUCCUUCCCACCAAGCUAUCCUGCCAUACCCCCCCUCGUGACCUUUUCCACCGAUGUCUUUCACCCCUUGCUCACGCCGCUUACCACGUACACGUACACGACUGGAUCUGCUGAGUCGGAUACCGUAAGUGCCACGGAUGAAGAGCGCUUGCCACCGGGUGGAUUCAGUCUGCGACACGGCUUCCCACACUGGUUUGGACGAACUCGAUCCUCUAUGCCCGAUUCUCGUCACCCCAGUGGCUCUGCCUUGGCCAGUCCCGCACGUUCCGAGUUUAAUGUCACCUCGGGUGCUCCUGGUGCGGCCCGCUCGACAGAGGAAAUAUCCAUUGUGCGCAUGAUAGAGUACAUACGUUCCACCUUCAGUGAUGAGUCAAUCUUGGACUCGCUUCCGCUCGAUGCCGCUGCCAAUCCAGGAGCCUAUCACGCGUGGCGGGCCCAUCGUGCUCCUCUUCUGCGAGCUCAGCAAUCUCUACCCACGGAGCCUAGCCCAGAGCUGCCGGUAACUGACAAGUCAGAAAGUAGCAAUGCGCUAGGCCCAAACCGGCGCCCUGGAGAAUGGAAUUGGGAGGGCGUAUGGGAGGAGCGUGUGAGAAAAGCAGUCAAAGCUAGUCUCUCUGAGCCUGUACUUUUUGGCACAGGCGCUGGAGAAGACAUUAUUCGCUUCCGUGAGACAGACGAGGAAAUGCAGGAGAAAAUGAAGAUGCACCUAGAGAUGGCUGCCGCUCGUACUGCUGAAGUAUAAUGUGCACAUGCUACAUUGGCAAGAGCUACCCUGACGCCUCUACAAUGGGCAGGAGCUCGUUGUCGAUGGACACUCAAGGACAAAUGCUGUUGCUACAUGGCAAGAGCGAUGUUCUUGUUGAUAUGGCCCCCAUUGUCAUACCUUCUCUAAACGAUAGCUAGUCCCCUCCUUUAGUUUCUACAUCCGCCUCAUAUCUAUGACCUUGUGUGCAAACCUUACAUCUCAACCAG